AUGGCAUUCAGUUUUGGCUUCGCGGGAGAUGACAUCGAUAUUGAUGAUUCUGAUAUCAAUGAUACCCAAGAUGCUUUUGUUCCGACAAAUACCUCUGGCUCGCUCCCUGAGCUAGUCAAACCCUGCAAACAUAGUCUGGACGAGUGGCUGUCAAUUCUGCCAUCUCAAAUAUUCUAUAAUCAGCUUCCAAUCAAUGGCACACCAAUUGUCAUUGCGCGCCGCGAAAUCAUCGACAUUCGCACGCAACUGAUGGCCGAAGAUACUGCGGACCAUGAGAAUGAAGAGCUAAUCGCCGGCCUAGAAGAAGGUGAUCUUAAGCCUAAUUUCUAUGAGGGUGGCUUUAAGACUUGGGAAUGUUCCUUGGACCUUGCAAAGUUUGUUACCAAUGAACACACAAUCAUUGAGUCACUGGACGAUUCACAGACAAACGCUCAUAUUAUCGAGCUCGGCUCAGGCACAGCGGUACCAACAUUGACUCUGUUCGCUCAUCUUCUGAACAAGACUGAACCUUUGGAGGGAGCUGUACCGCAACGAAAGGUCAUAUUCACCUGUGCGGACUACAAUGAUUCUGUACUCCGACUUGUCACGCUGCCAAAUCUUCUGUUGACUUGGAACCACAUUCGCCAGCAAUCCAACACGGUGGUGGAAGACCAAGAACCUGCCCCAGUGCAACCAGAAGAGGAACUCGACAUCACACCUGAACUGGUCGAAGCAUUCAAGAAUGAUCUCACGCGGCGUGGAGUCGUUCUCAACUUCGUAUCCGGUGCUUGGUCUCCUGAGUUUGUUGAUCUUGUGUUCUCAGCCUGUGAAACAGAUGACUUCAAGACAUUGCUGCUUGCAAGUGAGACCAUCUACUCACCGGCGUCCUUGAAGCCUUUCUCCGAGACUCUUCUUGAAUUGUUGCGUCGCUCGACUACGGUGUCUGUGAAGAGCCGUGCCAUGAUCGCAGCCAAGAAGGUUUAUUUCGGAGUUGGAGGUGGAGUGGAUGAGUUCCUGGCGGUUCUCAAUGAGGUCUCCGCAAGCGAACUACAAGUUGAACAGAAGGUCAAUAUUGAGUCGGAAGGUGUCGGCAGAGUGAUUUUAGAGGUCACAUCCGCCAAUUAA
This is a messenger RNA of Penicillium verhagenii, 1104 nucleotides long. Its product is annotated as protein-histidine N-methyltransferase. NCBI's taxonomy places the organism in Eukaryota, Fungi, Ascomycota, Eurotiomycetes, Eurotiales, Aspergillaceae. The transcript has 3 exons. The record is from RefSeq and is a predicted model, not a curated record. Gene Ontology annotation, molecular function: protein-L-histidine N-tele-methyltransferase activity. Gene Ontology annotation, biological process: peptidyl-histidine methylation, to form tele-methylhistidine. The coding region runs from base 1 to 1104 and encodes 367 amino acids.